Molecule: messenger RNA, 5564 nt
Organism: Cololabis saira (Pacific saury)
Lineage: Eukaryota; Metazoa; Chordata; Actinopteri; Beloniformes; Belonidae
Gene: npc1
Product: Niemann-Pick disease, type C1
Exons: 25
Coding region: 68-3886 (1272 amino acids)
Cellular component (GO): membrane
Molecular function (GO): lipid carrier activity
Source: RefSeq, a predicted model, not a curated record
AUCAUCAACAACAUAUGCGAAACUUUACCUGAGCUGUCACUUUGCCUCGAUCUUUUCACUAGGAGGCAUGCCGUCCGUUGCAGGGAUGCGCACUUUCUUCAUACCUUUCCUCAUAAUUCUCCUGUCAGAAGGAUAUUUUCGAUGGGUCGAGGCCCAGCACUGUGUGUGGUACGGAGAGUGUGGAGAGUCUGAAAAAGUGCCUGGAAAAAAGUAUAACUGCAACUUCACUGGCUCUCCUAUCCCAUUAGAGUCUGAGGGAUAUGAGCUUCUCACGGAGCUUUGCCCUGGUUUCGACUAUGGGAAUCGAAGUCUCUGCUGUAAUGUUGACCAACUGCGCACUCUAAAAGGCAGUCUGCAGCUGCCCCUUCAGUUCCUGUCUCGGUGUCCUGCUUGUUUCUUCAAUCUGAUGAACCUCUUCUGUGAGCUGUCAUGCAGCCCCCAGCAGAGUCAGUUCAUGAAUGCCACAAAGUUCAACGGCACCAAUGUUGUGGAAGUGCAGUACUAUAUUGGAAAAACAUUCACUAACGCGAUGUACAAUGCUUGCAAGGAUGUCCAGGCACCUUCUAGCAAUGUGAAGGCGUUGUCGCUGCUCUGCGGUAAGGAUGCCAAGGACUGCAAUGCAACCAACUGGAUCCAAUACAUGUUCAGUACAGACAAUGGACAAGCUCCCUUUCCUAUCAUCCCAAUAUUCUCUGAUGCGCCGGUAUCUGGUUACACACCCAUGAACAACAAGACGUAUGCCUGCACAGAGGGCCUGGAGGACGGCUCGGGGCCCUGCUCCUGUCAGGACUGCACACAAGCCUGUGGCCCCAAGCCAGUCCCUCCUCCUGUGCCUCCUCCCUGGACCAUCUUGGGCAUGGAUGCCAUGAAUGUCAUCAUGUGGAUAUCCUACAUGGCCUUCCUGCUCAUCUUUAUUGGAACAGUACUGGGCACUUGGUGUUACAGGAAAAGGACUAUCAUGUCAGAGUAUGGGCCCAUUUUGGACAGCAAUAAUCCCCUGUCUCUCAACAGUGAUGAUCCAGACCAAGUAAAUGCAUCAUGCUGUGAAACAAUGGGUGAACGCUUUGAGAAUGCUAUGCGGGUGUCCUUCAGCGACUGGGGAUCCUUCUGUGUGCGUCGUCCGUACGUGGUCAUACUGGGCAGCCUGAUACUGGUGACGGCCUCCUCUGCGGGGCUGGCCUACAUGCGCAUCACCACGGACCCGGUUGAGCUUUGGGCAUCUGCCAACAGCCAGGCUCGACAAGAGAAAGACUAUUUUGACAGCCACUUUGGACCAUUCUUUAGAACCACACAGCUCAUCAUAACCACUCCACUAAAUAAGCCUUUCACUUACUCUCCAUACUUUGGAGGCUCUGACGUCCCCUUCAACUCCAUCCUGGACAAAAGCGUCUUGCAUCAGGUGCUGGACCUGCAGCUUGAAAUUGAAAGCCUCGUUGCCACAUAUCAAGGCCAAGAAGUCACACUGAAGGACAUCUGCUUGGCUCCACUGGCCCCCUACAACAACAACUGCACCAUCUUGAGUGUUCUCAACUACUUCCAGAAUAGCCACGCUCUGCUGGAUCACUGGAUAGGCGAUGAGUUUUAUGUUUACGCCGACUUCCACAGCCACUUCCUCUACUGUGUUAGUGCCCCAGCAUCCCUCAAUGACACUACUCUCCUCCACGAUCCCUGUUUGGGGACUUACGGCGGCCCCGUCUUCCCUUGGCUGGCGCUGGGCGGUUAUGAUGGCACUAACUACAAUAAUGCCACUGCUCUCGUCAUCACCUUUCCGCUCAACAACUACCUGAAUGACUCCGUCAGAACGGGCAAGGCUCUUGCAUGGGAGACAGAAUUCAUCAAGUUCAUGAAGAACUUCAGUAACCCCAACCUGACCGUAGCGUUCAGCGCAGAGAGGAGUAUUGAAGAUGAAAUCAACAGAGAGAGCAACAGUGACAUCAGCACCAUAAUGAUCAGCUACAUCAUCAUGUUCAUCUACAUCUCCUUGGCCCUGGGUCACAUCAAUAGCUUCAGAAGACUCUUGGUGGACUCUAAGAUUUCUCUGGGAAUAGCAGGUAUCCUGAUCGUGCUCAGUUCUGUGUCCUCCUCGCUGGGCAUCUUCAGCUACGCUGGCAUGCCAAUCACACUCAUCGUGAUUGAAGUCAUUCCCUUCCUUGUGCUGGCCGUCGGAGUGGACAACAUCUUUAUCGUGGUGCAGACGUACCAGAGGGAUGAGCGGAUGCCACAAGAAGAACUUCACCAGCAGAUCGGUCGGAUUCUAGGAGAAAUAGCCCCCAGCAUGUUUCUCUCUUCCUUUUCUGAGACUGUGGCCUUCUUCUUGGGUGCCCUGACAAACAUGCCAGCAGUGAGGACUUUCUCUUUGUUUGCUGGCUUGGCGGUUUUUAUUGAUUUCCUGUUGCAGAUAAGUUGCUUUGUCAGCUUGCUGGGCCUGGAUGCACGAAGACAGGAGGGGAAACGGCUAGACAUCUGCUGCUGCUUGAAACUACCAGAAGGUCAGGAAGAGAAGACAGAUGGCCUUCUCUUCCGUUUUUUCAAGAAAGUAUAUGCGCCUUUCAUUCUUAAAGAGUGGGUGCGACCAAUCAUUGUGGCGGUGUUUGUGGGUAUUUUGUCCUUCAGCAUUGCUGUGGUGAAUAAAGUGGAAGUUGGGCUCGAUCAGAAGUUAUCUAUGCCUGAUGACUCAUAUGUUCUGGACUAUUUUAAAAACUUGAGUGAGUAUCUCCACACUGGAGCUCCCGUGUAUUUUGUAGUAGAAGACGGUCUCAACUACACCAGUCCAGAAGGCCAGAACGCCGUGUGUGGCGGCGUGGGCUGUAACAACGACUCUCUGAUCCAGCAAGUCUACGCCGCCUCUCUUAUCAACAAUUACACAACCAUCGCUAACACACCGUCCUCCUGGCUGGACGACUACUUCGACUGGGUGAAGCCUCAGUCAACCUGCUGUCGGUACUACAACACGUCAGGCUCUUUCUGCAAUGCCUCAGUGGUGAACCCGUCCUGCGUGUCCUGUCGGCCGAUGACCCCCAGCGGAAAGCAGCGGCCUAUGGGAGACGAUUUCAUGCACUUUCUCCCCAUGUUUCUGUCUGACAAUCCCAAUGUCAAAUGUGGAAAAGGCGGCCACGCGGCCUACGCCACAGCCGUUGACUUGUAUCCCAACAACACAGGCGUCGGCGCCACAUACUUCAUGACCUACCACACCAUCCUGAAGGAGUCGGCGGACUUCAUAGAUGCCCUGAAGAUGGCUCGAAUCCUAGCUGCCAACAUCAGUCAGUCUAUGGAUCACAACGUCUUUGCCUACAGCGUCUUCUAUGUAUUUUACGAGCAGUACCUCACCAUCGUCUACGACACGGCUCUAAACCUGUGUGUGUCCCUGGGGGCCAUAUUUGUGGUGACAACGGUGCUGCUGGGCUUCGAGCUGGGCUCGGCCGCCAUGGUCAGCAUCACCAUCGCCAUGAUCCUCGUCAACAUGUUUGGUGUCAUGUGGCUGUGGGACAUCAGCCUCAACGCAGUGUCUCUGGUCAACCUGGUCAUGAGCUGCGGCAUCUCGGUGGAGUUCUGCAGCCAUAUAGUCCGAGCCUUUUCCAUCAGUGUGAAGAAGAACAAAGUGGAGCGGGCUGAAGAGGCCCUGGCUCACAUGGGCAGCUCUGUUUUCAGUGGAAUCACGUUAACAAAGUUCGGAGGCAUCUUAAUCCUAGCACUUUCCAAGUCGCAGAUCUUCCAGGUCUUCUACUUCAGGAUGUACUUGGCCAUCGUGCUGCUGGGAGCAACGCAUGGCCUCAUCUUCCUCCCCGUCUUACUAAGCUACAUAGGUCCUUCGGUGAACAAAGCAAAGGUGUUUGCUGCUAACAAGCGCUACGCCGGCACAGAAAGGGAGCGCCUCCUCAACUACUAGCAGACUGUUUCUCACAGUGAACAAUGGACUCACUAUUUGUCUGCGAAGGACUUGUGCGGGUGUGAGAGUGAGCUAUUUCUGCGAUCACUGACCUCAUCAUCAUUGCCACUACUAUGCAUUGUCUAACUCAGGAAUAUAAUCGGGAUUGCGAGUGCCAGAGGCUUCGUCCAACCGCAAACUAACUGGAAUUCCUCAAAGGACUUUGGGCAGAUACCAUUUCUCUUCUUCCUCACACUACAGAUCAAACAUUACUUCAAUAUCUGAAGCACGAGUAACGGACGCCUUUACAGAGCAGACCAGGCGCCGCCCCGCUCCGCCCCCCACCCAGCAUCAGCUAACAGAGAAACUUGCAGCCCCAUCAAAAUGGUAUGAGCUAUUUCACUUGGGAAAAUUGAAAAGGGUAAAGCUGGUCAGCUUUUUAUACAUGUAUAGACCAGAAAAAAUAAUUUGUAAAAGUGUUUUCUUUCUUUUUUUCUUUUUAAAAGGUUUGACUUUUGUAAACUAUUUGAUAUUAUGAAUCAUUUAAUGUAUGAUACAUGGCAUAUAAUGUAGCUAACAAUGGUGGCAUCACAGGCUCUUGCUUGGCUGGAUUUCCUUAACACAGUGUGGGGAAAAAAGCAAGUCUGCAGAAAGCCCACUUCCACCACAGGAGGUGAACAAAAUCAAAACAGUGCAAAAACAUGGUAGAGAAUAUCAACUCUUACAAAGAUGAAAGCUCACAGUCAGUCCACUUAGCUGCAGACGCUGCAGACGCUGCUUUCUGCUUUCUGCAUUGCUUCCCACUUUUUUCCCCCCAGAAUUUCUUGGAUUUCCAUGCUUACAUCAUCCAGCACCAAAUUUAACUUCAUAACAAGCUAAUUGGUCUUAAAAUGCUUUUGAAGUGUUUGCAGGACCUUGAGGAUUGUAGGGCCCUCUCUAGAGGGGCACGUUGAUGCCAAGUGGAAAGGAUGCUGCGGUGCUAAGAACGGUUGGACAUUAAAGUGCAUCUAAGAAUAUUAUAGUUACUGAACAGAACAAUUGUUGCAUUAAACGUUUAACAGAGCUUUACUUGUAACUGUAAAAAGCUCAAACUAGACUUAACUGAAUAUAUUUUAUGAUCAUUGUACUUUAAUGCAUAACACUUUAGAUUUUAUUGCAUAAUGGUGCAGUCCAAAGGUUUUCAUUCCUUUGCCUUUUAAAUUAUUUUUUUAACUGUUAAUGUGUAACAGUAUAUCGCUGUCUUUAAACCAAGGAAUAACGUAGUUUUCAAGUGAAGAGAACUUAACGUGUCCCAUCCAAACAUUUCUGUACAUCCUGGUUGACGUGUCACCUGUAUCUCAACAUGCUGAGGUUGAACCUGAGGGAUAUGAUGAGUGUGGGAACCUUCAUCAAGUCUGUGUGCUCUCAUCUGGUUAUGGUUUUAUACAGUGUGCAUUCUGCUGGAACAGUGACGCAUUCCUCUUGUGGUUUUGUUUUUCUUUUCUCGUGUAACGUUGAGAUGCAGAAGCGUUUUACCUGGACGUGAGAAGAUGCUCGCGGCGCUUGUUACAGUGCUGUGCAUUGAUAUUGACAAAUCAUAUCUGACAAUGAAGGAGUGGGAAGACAGACAUAGAAAAGUAUUGGAUAGUUUAGUUUUUAACAAUUUUAACAUGUAUUAAAUGGUACAAAAAAACAAUCAGACUUCUCUUUUUUUUCCCCC